Chara braunii is the source of this 2357-nucleotide messenger RNA. NCBI's taxonomy places the organism in Eukaryota, Viridiplantae, Streptophyta, Charophyceae, Charales, Characeae. The record is from the annotation of a GenBank genome assembly.
AUCUCCGCGGAAGGGCUGAAGCCCGAUGACGCGAAGGUGGCCAACAUUCGUGAUUGGCCACGACCUCAGUCUGUGACUGAGAUGAGAUCUUUCUUAGGAAUGACAGGCUACUACCGGACUUUUGUAAAGAACUAUAGCAUUGUGGCCGCUCCUUUGACUGAUCUGACCCGCCUUGACACCCCGUGGGAGUGGACAGAUGAGUGCGAGGCUGCUUUCAGACAUCUGAAGCAUGCAUUGACGCACUAUGAAGUCUUGAAGCUACCCAAUCCUGAUAAGCCAUUUAUAGUAACCACGGAGGCUAGCCAAUAUGGCAUUGGCGCCGUGCUUGCGCAGCAGGAGGGGCCAAAGUUGAGGCCAGUUGAGUACAUGUCUAAGAAAAUGCCGUCUCAGAAGUUGGCUAAGUCCACUUAUGAGAAGGAACUCUAUGCGGUGUACAAGGCUCUCACCCAUUGGAGGCACUAUCUCCUUGGGAGGUUCUUCAUCCUCAGAACUGAUCAUCAGACCCUGAAAUGGAUGAGAACCCAACCGGUAUUCUCUGACGCUCUCAAGCGUUGGAUCGAAGUCAUUGAGCAAUAUGACUUUGACCCUCAGUAUCUGAAAGGGGAGUAUAACAAGGUUGCUGACGCUCUGUCGCGCAGACCAGACUUCUCAAGUGCGCUGAUUACUGAGUUCAGUCUCACGGACAAUGUUACUCAAUCCUUGGUGGAAGCCUAUCGCGAGGACCAGUUUAUGUCUGAGAUCAUACGCAGACUUGAGGCGAAGGACAAGAAGACGUCCGCCGAGUUUGAGUUGGUUAAUGCGAGGACGUUUAUGUCUGAGAUCAUACGCAGACUUGAGGCGAAGGACAAGAAGACGUCCGCCGAGUUUGAGUUGGUUAAUGGCUUGCUGUUCCUUGAGAAGGCAGGGAAUAAACGAUUGUGUGUUCCCAGUAGUGAGUCUUUGCGUAGUUUGUUUCUAGGUGAGUGUCAUGAUGCCACCGGUCAUUUCGGGUAUAAGAAGACCGCAACCAACUUGCUGCAGCGAUUCUGGUGGCCCACGAUGAUGCGAGAUGCACAACUGUAUGUGGAGACUUGUCAAGUUUGUCAACGAGACAAGCCCCGUACUCAGGCUCCUCUUGGGCUGCUCAAGCCCCUUCCGAUUCCGGAAAGGCCGGGUGAAAGCUUGUCCAUGGACUUCAUGGAUACGCUGGUCACCAGCAAGAGUGGGAUGAGGCAGAUCUUCGUCAUUGUGGAUAGGUUUAACAAGUAUGCUAGGUUAAUAGCCAUGUCGAAAACAGCGAAGACCGAGUAUGUAAUCAGGCUGUUCAAAGAGAACUGGGUGAGGGAUUUUGGAUUGCCUAAGUCUAUUGUAAGUGACAGGGAUGUCAGAUUUACAAGUGAAUUAUGGAAGGCCACUGCAGCUGAACAAGGAACUCAACUGCAAAUGACUUCUGGAAACCAUCCAGAAGCAAACGGCCAGGCUGAACAGAUGAACCGCGCUGUCCAACACCUGUUGAGGCAUUACAUCAAGCCCAACCAGGUGGACUGGGACGAGAAGCUUGCUCUUGUCGCCAGUCUGUACAAUAAUGCUGUACACAACGCUACUGGGGUAAGUCCUAACAGUCUACAUCUUACCUUUAGGCCUAGACUGCCUUUAGACUUCCUACUUCCUGAUAACCAGCCAACUGUUACGCUAGGCACUUUGGAGUUCGCGUAUCGUUAUGAACAGAAGAUGCAGGAGGCUGUAGAGCAUAUACAGAAGGCGCAGGCAGCAAUGAUAGAAUCUGAGAAUAAACACCGCCGCCCUUCUACAUUUCAGGUUGGGGACAAAGUCUGGGUCAAAUCUUCAGAACUGGGACAGGAGUUCGGGAUAUCCCACAAACUCAUGCCUCAGUACUUUGGACCUUGGGAAGUUUUAGACGUAGUAGGGACAGAUCCUGAUGGUCCAUCAUAUGUCAUCCGUAUCCCUGGUCAUCUCAGAACUUACCCAGUCUUUCACGCCUCUAAGCUCGCUGCAUUCAAGAAAACUGAUCAGUUUCCCUCUCGUCGAUCCAUGCUGCCCCCAACCAUGGACGGAGAAGUCGACAUCGAUGAUAUCGUUGACCACACGGAGAUGCCUGUUCAGAAGCCUCUAGGAAGGGGACAUCCUCCAAAGCCAAAGCUGCAGUUCCGAGUCCACUUCAGACAUCAUACAGAUCCGAAGGAGGACCGCUGGUUUACUCGGGAGGAACUGAUGCAGACUGCUCCUCAAAUCAUUGCCCGCUAUGAGAAGGAUGUACUGAAAGGAAAGCGCCAGAUGGCUGCAGAUUGAUCUUCGCAGAGGACUAACGAAGAUAUGGAGGAGGGAAUGCGAGGCUACGCCCGCUUAGCCCCUACGGG